This is a messenger RNA of Nymphalis io (European peacock), 3616 nucleotides long. RefSeq names its product transmembrane protein 165. Gene Ontology annotation, molecular function: calcium ion transmembrane transporter activity; manganese ion transmembrane transporter activity. The record is from RefSeq and is a predicted model, not a curated record. Bases 241 to 1044 code for a protein of 267 amino acids. Gene Ontology annotation, cellular component: Golgi apparatus. NCBI's taxonomy places the organism in Eukaryota, Metazoa, Arthropoda, Insecta, Lepidoptera, Nymphalidae. The transcript has 4 exons. Gene Ontology annotation, biological process: Golgi calcium ion homeostasis; calcium ion transmembrane transport; manganese ion transmembrane transport.
UGUGACUGGACGCGUACUAUCGUCGCUGCAUAACUGGCGCGUCAAAUGAUAUAACGAAAUCUUAUAUUAUCAGAUUGUCUUAAGAUAUCCUUUAUCAAUAACAAAUGAAUACAACGAUGGCGACGAUUCGAACGGUUGUCAGUGUUCCGUUUGGCGCGAAUGAAAGUGACGUUUAUGUUUUUUAAUAUAUUUUUUUCUUUUUUGUUAUAUAAAAACGUGUAGUGGCCAGUGUUUUGAAGAAUGAAUUUUACGGAUAUAACAACGGAUUUUCCGUUGACUACAACUAUUACACCUGAAGUGGAAUCUUCGGAUGUAAGGACAUGGCUAAUGAAUAUAGUUAUACAGCGAGCUGCUGUCCAAGGCAGCUUCUGGCAGGGCUUCCUAGCGUCUAUUUCCGUUGUAAUAGUGUCAGAAUUAGGAGAUAAGACAUUUUUCAUCGCAGCCAUAAUGGCGAUGAAACAUCCCAGGGUCAUAGUCUUUGCUGGAGCGAUAUCCGCAUUAGUUUUUAUGACCGUUCUGUCAGCUGCCUUCGGGUGGGUGGCUACGGUGAUACCGAGGGUGUACACGCAUUAUAUCAGCGCUGCCCUGUUCGCGAUAUUCGGUCUUAAAAUGCUCAGGGAUGGUUGGAAGAUGGACCCGAACGAGGGCCAGGAGGAGUUGGAGGAGGUUCAGAGUGAGUUGAAGAGGAGGGAGGAUCAGGAGGAAAAAGAGGAAACUCUUGACAUGUUGGAACAGGGUCAAGCAGAGACCCGUCGGCGGAAGCGUAAUGCAAUGCUUAAAGUGUUGCUGCAAGCUGCUUCGUUGACGUUCUUAGCGGAAUGGGGCGAUAGGUCCCAGCUGGCGACGGUCGUGCUCGCGACGAGGGAGAACGCAGUCGGUGUCGUUGUGGGCGGCUCGCUGGGACACGCCCUUUGCACAGGGCUGGCUGUGAUCGGUGGCAGAAUGGUUGCGCAAAAGAUAUCUGUUAGGACUGUUACCAUAAUCGGUGGUGUUGUGUUCCUGUUCUUCGCGGUGAGUGCGUUAGUGAUCGGACCGGGGGAAUGAGCUCAGUCCAUAAAAAUGUAGACAAUUUUAAAUGAUAAGCGACGUAUGUAUUUAGUUUAACGUUAUAAUUUUAAGUUAAUCUCAUUAAGGGGUAAUAAUUUUUAGAUCGAUAUAAUUUUGCAAACGCUUCGCCGAUGUGCAUUUAAAAAUCGAAUCGUUAAUUGUUUUUUUUUUUUUUUACCAAUAUGCCUUUGAUAUGAGAGAUAUUGGAAUGAACUUAUUGUUUUAUUUUUAAUGUAGCUUAACAAUAAUGUUGUUAAUUAUUUUCGAGUUUUUGUUUUUAUCUUCGUGGUUUUCGUAAAUGAUUCAUAUACGAGCGAUCGCUGCAAUAAUCCUGAAUGUAUAUAUUCAACCUCUUCCUUCUUGGUUAAUGCAAUAAUAAUUUUAUUAUAAUAACAAGGAACGGUUUUUGGGAAAAUAGUUCGAUUAGGAUCUUAACUUCUGUACUGUAAAGCGAUUGUUAUUAAAACAUAUUUUUGUUUUUUUUUUUUUUAUGAAAUUGGUAUACAGGCAAAGGUCUGAAUGAUAGUGAUGUUCUGAGUGUUGAGCAUUCCUUAAACUAUCAACCAUCAAAUCAUUAGAUUUCAACCGCGGCUAGGAUAAACAUUGAGUUGGUGGGGGCCUUGCUAAAGGGAUGUUCACACGUUGCAGGACAAAAUAGACUGUCGCGAAAUAUAAGUUAUAUGAUGAAGCCCGGCGGCAUUUCUCAAAGGAAACUAGGCAAUUCUGCGGGAUAUAUUAUAGUGCACAAGUGUAAAUGUAUAAGUACACUCUUUUCACUCUCAUAAUCCGGACGGGAAUUCCGACACCAACACUCAUAUAAUCAAAUGACGUUUAUAAUAAUGGUACUUCACAAUCACAUUCUCACAAGUGUGACAUUCGCUUUACACAUGAUUUCAGUCGUGUAUCUAUGAGUUUUUCGUUUACGGAUCGUUGUUCCCGCAGAUGUGAUCUUGCCUUAAUUUUAAUUUUUUUUUAUUUGUUUCCUGAAUUGAUUGAAAUUUGAAAUUCGAUAUUACUAAACAACAUGACUUACGCACUUACGUUCUCUAGCGGAUGAUUAAUUAGACAAUGCUGUGUCUUCUUCUUACGAAUGUUAAAUCAAUAAUGUCAGAAAGGGACGAAUUAGUAUUUAACUAAACAGACGCUAAGCAACGUUUAUAAGUAAGGCCGUUACUUUCUUAAUAUACAGAGUUCAAUAAACUUAAGAUUUUGACAGUGUUAAAAAUAUUCGCUUAUAUUAAGGUUUUUUUUUUUAAUUAAAAGGUAAAUUGUUUUGUAUAACUUAAUCAUCAAAGGCCAUCGAAAUACGUACUUCGGACUAGAAAAAGUAUUAAAAUAUUUCAAUUGCAAUCGACUACGAACGAAAUUUUAUGUUAUUAAGACGAAAAAAUAAAAUAUUAUUUUUGAGAUUACGUAGCUCCAUAUAUUUUUAAGUGUUAUAAAUAAAAUGCAUCGUUACUAUAUAUCUAAUAUCAACAGCCCGUUUGUACGUCUGGAAAUGAAAUAAUUUGACAUCCGUUUCUCGACCCGAUCGUAAGCUAAUCAAUCAGUUUAAUGAUUGUCUAUGAUUGAGUCCUUUAAAUAUCGUGUUUAUGACCUUGAAAGUUGAAAUCGUUCUCAAGGAACAGCUCCAGAUUUCUUUAAACGGAUACGCUGAGACUGAAGAUUCGCCAAUUCGAUUCGUCAGCUGAAGAUAAAACGUUCAGAAAGUACUAAUGAGAUUUUAAGAUAAACAAAAAACCGAACACACCUGCUUAUAAUUAUGUGUAAUAUAUUUAAUUUAAUUAUUGCAGGCUCUGUGUUGCCAAUGUUUGCAUUGUUUUUUUUUUAAUUUUAGUCUUCGUAUAUUUUUUUUUAAACAGAUUAUGCAAUAAAUAAAACAAUGUAUAUAUUCCACAUACAAAAUUGUGAUAUAAAAUAAAACUAUAAUAUGUAUUUAUAGUCUGUGAUAUGAUCAUUCAAUAUAGUAGAUAUAGUGACCCGUCCCGACUUUGUAGUGAUGUGUUAAAAUUGAAUUAAUUGACCUCGUCGGUAGUGAAUGCUAUGAGAUACUAUAAAGCUCAAAACUCGAUAUAGAACUUUCUAGUAAAAUGCUCGUAUCAUCCUCAAAUAAAACCUGCUGUUCGUUAAAACGCGGUAACAGUUCUUAAAUGUCCCACAGCUGGGCAAAAGUAUCUCCUUUAUUAAAGAGGUAUAAAACCAUGUGCCCACUUUUCAUCCGACACAUGCAGGUUUCUUCGCGAUUGGUCGUUCCGGUGUUUCAUUUGAAAUGUAGAAUUACUCUACUUUCAAGCAAGUCGGGUUAUUAAUAUUAAAUGAUCAUAGUAAUUGUUGAUAGUAUCAGUUUUUGAAGUAAAACUUCUUUAGGCGAGAUUUUAGUGUACGUGUAACGUUUGAGUGAAACGUUUCCGACGCAUAAAGAAGUUUUGCUUCUGUCACGUGUUAUGUUAAUGUAAGUACAAAAUUUAAUGGUAAAAAAUCCCAUUAAAUAAUGCUUAGCGCUAAAUGUUGAAAUGUAUAAAGUAUUAUUUUUUAUGUAAAGACGAUUAAUAAAAAUAUGUCGGAAAUA